Messenger RNA from Coniophora puteana RWD-64-598 SS2, 957 nucleotides. Its product is annotated as PIN domain-like protein. Gene Ontology annotation, molecular function: metal ion binding; 5'-flap endonuclease activity; DNA binding. The transcript has 2 exons. The record is from RefSeq and is a predicted model, not a curated record. The coding region runs from base 1 to 957 and encodes 318 amino acids. NCBI's taxonomy places the organism in Eukaryota, Fungi, Basidiomycota, Agaricomycetes, Boletales, Coniophoraceae. Gene Ontology annotation, cellular component: nucleus. Gene Ontology annotation, biological process: mismatch repair; DNA double-strand break processing; DNA recombination.
AUGGGUAUCUCUGGCCUUCUUCCUCUGCUCAAGUCUAUCCAGGUCCAAAAGCACCUCUCGGAAUUCGAAGGCCAAACCCUCGCAGUCGACGCAUAUGUCUGGCUACAUCGCGGAGUAUACACAUGUGCGACGGAGUUGGCAACGGGAAAGAGGACCAAUAAAUAUGUCGACUACGCCAUGAGCCGCGUGCGGCUCCUCAAGCACCACAAGAUCCAGCCAUACAUCGUCUUCGACGGAGGUCCUCUCCCAGCCAAGCGCGGCACCGAGUCCGAGCGCAAGCAGCGACGCGACGAGAACCUCGCCCGCGCGAAUGCGCUCGCCGCGCAGGGCAAGCACACCCAAGCGCGCGAGUUCUACCUUAAGUGCGUCGACGUGACGCCGCAGAUGGCGUUCCAGCUCAUCAAGGCCCUGCGAGCUGAAGCCGUCCCUUACGUCGUCGCGCCAUACGAGGCCGACGCGCAGCUUGCGUACCUCGAGCGCACCGGGCUCGUGGACGGUAUCAUCACCGAGGACUCGGACUUGCUCGUGUUCGGCUGCAAGCACGUGCUAUUCAAGCUCGAUGCUGUCGCGUGCACGCUUAUCUCGAUCCAACGCAAGGACUUUGGGUCCGUCACCGACGCGGGCGGAGUAUCCCUCGUGGGCUGGAACGACGCGCAAUUCCGGGCCAUGGCGAUUCUGAGUGGGUGCGACUACCUGCCGAGCAUACCUGGUAUCGGUCUCAAGACGGCCGCGACACUUCUGCGGCGACACAGAACGGUCGACCAGGUCGUCCGUGCCUUGCGUUUCGAAAGGAAGAAGAAUGUGCCGUAUAACUAUAUCGAGAGCUUCCGGCUGGCAGAGAAAGCGUUUCUUCACCAGCGGGUGUAUUGUCCGCUCGCGGAGCGACUCUUGUGCCUCGGUGUACUACCGGAGGACGUCCCGUUGGAUCUGCAACAGGACGCGUAUAUCGGAGAGUGA